AAUGCCUGACCCUCCUGGAUCUGUCCCUGGUCCUCCUCUCCUCCCCCACUGAGAUUUCCAAACCGUGUCUUUGUGCCCUCCUCAUCUCCCAUCACUCUGGUCCAAGGGGUCCCAGAGGUUUUUUCUUCUACCGCCCUAUCAUUGUUAUUUCUCUCCCUCCUGGACGAGAGGGCUACCGCACUUCACCUGGCAUCCUGUACAGUCACGUUACUCUGAGGCAACCCACCGACCUACCUGUGCCUUUUGAUUCCUUGACACAUAUUUUUUGGGACGCGGCUCAAGAUGCCAGAGCCAACAAAGAAAGAUGAGAUGCCAAACGGCCAGCCAGAAGAAAGUGUUGCACCAGACAGUAACGGUGCCCUGCCCCUACCUGAGAUUUCCCUGGAGAUUUCUCCACCCCCAGAGGCGGUAGCAGAGGGAAAAGUGCCAAUAGAGACUGAUGUGAAGAGCACAGAGCCCACAGAGUCUGAGCCAGUACAGGCAUUGGUGGCUCAGGAGCCGGGACCCGCAGAGAAUGGCUCAAACCAACCACAGACUGGUGGGGUUGGGGUAAAAUUUCAAGAGUCCAUUGACUCUGCUGUAAAGGAAGAGGGCCCUUGCUCUCCCCCACCAACAGAUGAUGAUGCUGCAGCCACUACCCCAUCCCCAACACCCCAAGCAGAAGAUGCCAAUUCACUCAAGAAACUCUCAAUUGAGCUGCCUAAUGAUAGCGUCCCUUUGCCAGCCAUGGGGAGAAAAGACUCAGUGUGGUCUCUGGGAGACGGCCAGGGCCCAGACGACCUGGACAAGCCCAUUGACAGCCCACCACGAUCCACCCUACUGAUAGAGAGCCCCCAGAGUGCCUCUGUCCCUGUGGGUGGAGACAUCACCUUUGUUGCCAAGGUGGAGGCCAAAGAUCUCCUCCGCAAACCCACCAUCAAGUGGUUUAAAGGAAAAUGGAUGGAUCUGGCAAGCAAGACAGGAAAGCACUUACAGCUGAAAGAGACCUUUGAUCGAUUGACCAAGAUCCUCACAUUUGAGAUGCACAUCAUUAAGGCCAAAGACAACUAUGCUGGAAACUACAGGUGUGAAGUCACCUACAAGGACAAGUUUGACAGCUGUUCCUUCGACUUGGAGGUUCAAGAAGCUGAGCAAGGCUCACAGAAUGUUGAUAUUCGAUCAGCUUUCAAAAGAAGCAGUGAAGGACAAGAAGAUGCAGGGGAGCUUGACUUUAGUGGUCUCCUUAAACAUAGAAAUCAAAGAGAGCCAAAACAGGAUGAUGCUCCAGAGGUGGAUGUGUGGGAGAUCCUAAAGAACGCCCGUCCAGAUCAGUAUGAAAAGAUUGCCUUUACGUACGGCAUCACAGAUCUGAGGGGUCUGCUGCGGAGGAUGAAGAAGAUCCCAAAAGAGGAGAAGAAAAGCGAAGCUUUUGCAAAGAAGCUGGAACCAGCAUAUCAGGCGGAUAAAGGUGGAAAGAUCCGCUUGGUGGUCGAUCUGGCAGACCCCACAGUUGAGCUGAAGUGGUACAAGAACGGACAGGAAAUCCGGCCCUCUCCCAAUCAACGGAAGUAUAUUUUUGAGCAUAAAGGCACACAAAGGAUAAUGGUCAUCAACAACUGCAGCAUGAAUGACGACGCAGCUUAUUCUGUAGCUGCGGGAGACGAGAAAUGUGCCACAGAGCUGUUUGUCAAAGAGUUGCCAGUUAAGAUAAUUAAAGGUAUUGAGGCGGUGAAGACCACGGUGAAUGAGAGGAUUGAGCUGGAGUGUGAGGUGUCAGAGGAAGGUGCUCAAGUCAAAUGGAUGAAGAAUGGUGUUGAGGUUCCAACAGGAGUGCGCUCCAGAUACCGAGUUAAGUGUGAAGGAACAAAACACUUCUUGGUGAUUGAUGAUGCUGCCAGGGAGGACACUGGGACAUACUCCAUCAUGGCUACCGGUGGCACAUCUGAGGCUCGCGUACAAGUUGACUUGAAACCGCUAAAGGUGCACCAGGACCUGCAGGAUACGACUGUGAUGCUGGGUCAACCCAUCAAGUUGCAAUGUGAGAUUUCCCCCGGCAACGUCCCAGGUCGUUGGUACAGGAAUGGACAGCUGAUCCAGCCCAAUGACCGCAUCAAUAUCAUACACAGAAAUAGGAUCCAUCGUCUUGAAAUUGCCAGCAGCUCCCUUCACGAUGCAGGAGAUUACACUUUUGUACCUGAGGGAUAUUCACAGAGCCUGUCUGCAAAACUUCAUAUCAUUGACCCACCGAGGGUGCACCUGGACAGCAUGAACUUCCCAGACAACACGGUGACAAUUGUGGCAGGAAACAAACUUCGCUUGGAGAUCCCCAUCAGUGGAGAACCAGCACCCAGGGUGGUGUGGAUGAAGGGGGAAAGAGUGAUUCUUGAGUCAGGCCAACGUGUCCGAGCUGAAACGUACGGCGACCAGACCAGUCUGACAAUUGAGGUCACAGAGCGGGAGGACACAGGCAACUACAAGAUCGUCCUGCAGAAUGAGGCUGGUGAAGCCACAGCCAGCGUCAAAAUCAAGGUUGUAGACAUCCCUGACCCUCCAGAGGCUCCCUUGGUCCCAGUGGUCGGAGGUGAUUGGUGCUCCAUGACAUGGGAACCACCAAAAUAUGAUGGAAGUUCACCAAUAUUAGGCUACUUCAUCGAGAGAAAAAAGAAACAAAGCUCCAGGUGGAUGAGACUGAACUUUGACCUGAUCAAAGAAACAUCGUUCGAACCCAAGAAGAUGAUUGAAGGAGUGCCAUAUGAAGUGCGGGUCUUUGCAGUCAAUGCUAUUGGCGUGUCCAAGCCCAGUGAACCAUCCAAAGCCUUUACUCCCCUCGCUGUGACCAGUGAGCCCACCAUGCUGGUUGUGGACGAUGUGACAGACACCACGGUGACCGUGAAGUGGCGCCCUCCUGAAACCAUCGGAGCUGCCGGUCUGGACGGAUACUUAGUGGAGUACUGCAUAGAAGGAAGUGAUGAUUGGAAAGUAUCCAACCAGGAACUAACAGAAAAGACCAGGUACACCGUCACUGGGCUGACUCCAGGGUGUAAAAUCUUAGUUCGAGUCAAAGCCAUAAAUGCUGCCGGAGCCAGCAAUCCACGGACCCUUCAGCACUCUAUCCUGGUCAAAGAGGUUAUUGAACCACCCAAGAUCCGCGUCCCCCGACACUUGAAGCAGACAUACACUCGCAGAGUUGGAGAAGCAGUCAACCUUGUGGUGCCAUUUAUGGGCAAACCCAGGCCAAAGGUCACCUGGCUGAAAGAGGGCAAGCCCAUAGAGCCUACCGACGUCAGCAUCCGCAACACAGAUUGUGACAGCAUCAUCUUUAUCCGUAAAGCAGAACGCAGCCACUCUGGAAAGUAUGAGAUGAAUGUGCAGGUUGAAAACCACGUGGACACUGCCAUUCUUGACAUACAAAUCGUAGACCUACCUGGGCCUCCUAUGUGUGUGACGAUUGAAGAUGUUUGGGGAGGAAAUGUGGCUCUGGUCUGGACUCCUCCAAAAGACAACGGCAAUGCUCCCAUAACAGGCUACACCAUUCAAAAAGCAGACAAGAAGACAAUGGAAUGGUUCACAUGCAUUGAGCACUACCAUCGCACCUGCAUCACUAUCACAGAGCUGGUGGUAGGAAACGAGUACUUCUUCAGGAUCUUCGCGGAGAACAUGUGCGGCCUCAGCGAAACUGCCACCCAAACCAAAAAAAGCGCCCUCAUUGUCAAAGAAGGGAAUUUCCCACAUGAUACCGCUCAGCGCCAGUAUCAUGCACAACCCCAUUCCUUUACCCUUACCCCAACAGGCUUGCAGAUAAAAACGCACGAUUACAAUGACCACGACUUCAAGGAGGCGCCAAAGUUCACGCAGCCGCUGAUCAACACUUUUGCCAUCGCCGGCUACAACGCUACUCUCAACUGUAGCGUCCGUGCCAACCCAAGGGCCAAAGUGAUCUGGAUGAAGAAUAAGAUAGCCAUCCUCGACGACCCGCGCUACCGCAUGUUCAGCAACCAGGGAGUAUGUACUCUGGAGAUCAGGAAGCCCAGCCCCUAUGAUGGCGGCAUGUACUCCUGCAAGGCCAUCAACGACCUGGGAGAGGCCCAAGUGGAGUGCAAGCUGGAGGUCAAAGUCCAAACUCAAGAAUUGUGAAUGUAUGUUCUCAUAUAAGGAGGCUUCACCUUCUAUGAACUCAUGCAACGAGGAGUGCCGCUACACCUGAUUGACAAGUACUUGAACGAGACGAAGAUUGUCGAGCAGGAGAAGUAAAAUUGGACAGAGUGCAAUGAGACAAUUUAGCUUUGCUGAAAUCUGCCGCCAGCUGUGAUGCUCUCAUCUCACCUACUGAGGUCAGCGGCCUGAAGGUUGGAUGGAUGGCGAGACAGGUGGAGGAGUGUGGGGGAGGUUGUACUGGUCUGUGGUGUGGCAUGCUGUGUGCAGAUUUGGAGCUAGUUACCAUAACAAGUUGUUAAGUACAUGUAGUGUGUAAAAAAAAAAAACUAAAAAAAAAAAUCAUAUACAAAGCACAUCUAUAGCCCAGUGACACACUUACAUUAUUCACAUGUUGAUUCUUGUUGGGAGUGUCUGUUGAAGGUGAUAAUUUAUUUCCAGGGUCUGAAAGACAAGAAAAUGAAAUGUAUAAAGAAAGGUUUUUGUCAGAACUUCUAUGUGGCAAGAACAAUAAAAAUAGAGUAAUGUUGGAGAAAUUAAUUUGCAGACCUAAUUCAUAAUUAUAAUUCACAUUAAUAUGUGUUCAUUUCACUUUUUCUGUGUAGAUCAUUUAUGUUUAAUAAGUGAUAAAAUGUAGAGGUUUACACUCCAUAUUCUGCGUGACACAUUAUGUUUUUGGAUUAAUAUUGGACUUGAAGCUUGAUUGAUGCUCGGCCACGCGCGCAUGUCUUUACCUUUGUAAUUAUGACCCGUGGAUUACAAUAAAUUUAAAUAUUUUAAAAUGUG
Messenger RNA from Etheostoma spectabile (orangethroat darter), 4917 nucleotides. RefSeq names its product myosin binding protein C1 (gene mybpc1). Gene Ontology annotation, molecular function: protein binding. Bases 283 to 4113 code for a protein of 1276 amino acids. The transcript has 35 exons. The record is from RefSeq and is a predicted model, not a curated record. NCBI's taxonomy places the organism in Eukaryota, Metazoa, Chordata, Actinopteri, Perciformes, Percidae.